This is a messenger RNA of Seminavis robusta, 588 nucleotides long. NCBI's taxonomy places the organism in Eukaryota, Bacillariophyta, Bacillariophyceae, Naviculales, Naviculaceae. The record is from the annotation of a GenBank genome assembly.
AUGGAAGAAGGAUUGGAUCCUCUGGACUUAGCUAAAAUUGUGGAAGCACGGCAAAAAGAUUCCGAUGCCAGUCCAACAGAGCAAGAGCACACAAUAAAUCUUCAUCCAACAAACAAAGACACGCAGACUCAUUCAGCUGUGACAGAGACACAUGGAUACGAGGAAGAAGCUUUAUCCUCACACGACCUAGUCAAACUAGUGGAGGCCCGACUCGAAGAUUCAGGACUCGACCAAGGUGAAAAUACUACCACUCCAGAAAGGGAAAAUUCUGUGUCAGCUGUAGACAACAUUGAGCAACAGAACCACCACCAGAACACAAAUGGAAUUGUUCAGUUGCCCCGAUUGGAACGGAGCUCUGCCAACAGAAUGCCCCACGUACAACCAGGAGCCUACCCAAGUGGAGGAAAUUUUCAAGGAAUAGAAGAAAACUAUGGAACAGAAGAGACGCACAUUGAGCCAGCGACUACUCCAACACCUGCAAUUGAACCAGAAAAUGGCAAUAGUGGUUUGGCUGUGGCAAACUUGGUUGAAGACGAAAUGGCUGCUCAAGGAUCUGCCCCAGGCUCAAGAUUACAGUCCGGAAAAUGA